AUGCAGGCGGAGCUAUCCUUGCUGCAGCUGCAGCGGGGAGGGGCCCUAGCAGUGCUGCCAGUGGGGGCUGAGGGGGCCCUGCUCUCCUCUCCCUCAGCAACAGCAGCAGCAGCAACACCAGCAGGAGAUGGAUCGGCAGCAGCAGCAGCAAAUGGAGCAGCAGCUGCUGCAGCAGAUGAGCAGCAAGAGUCGCUGCUGCUGCUGCCUCUACUGCGGAGAACACCAGGGGCCCCCCUGGGGGCCCCCAAGGAGAGCAGUGCUUUAGAAGAGACAAUAUUGAGGGUGUAUGUACAGCCCGACCCCAAUGGAGAUACAACAGCCAGCGAUCUGUGGGGUGCUGCUUCAGGUUUGCUGCUGCAUUAUCUGCUGCAGCAGCAGCAGCUGCUGCAGCUGCAGCAGCGGCAGGUGCUGGAGUUAGGCUGCGGUCUAGGGGCCCCCAGCAGCCUCUGCUGGCUGUGUGGGGCCCCCUAUGUCUUUGCAACUGACGCAGAUGCUGCAGCACUAUCUUUAUGUCGCUGCAAUCUGUCUCUAGCAGCAGCCCUGAGGGAUCAGCUGCUUCCUGCUGCUUCUUCUGCUGCUGCUCCUGCUGCUGCUGGCGGGGCUGCUGCUGCUUCAGCAGCAGCAGCAAGAACGCUGGCUUCUGCUGCUGCGCAGCUGUUGCAGCGCAUCCGGACGAAGAUCAAACAGCAGCAACAGGAACAGCAACAGCAGCAGCAACAGCAGCAGCAGCAGCAGCAGGAAGAGAAGCUUGAGGUGUCUCGCCUGCUGCUAGAACUGCCGGAGGCCCCACGAGUUACUGUGGGGCCCCUAAAGUGGAGCGAAAGCCAGUCAGAGGUUCUACAGCAGCUGCAGCAGCUGCAGCAGCAGCAGCACCAGCAGCAGCAGCAGGGGCCCCCCUCGUUUGAUUUGGUGUUGGCAUCAGAUGUUUUGUACUCCGACAGAGCAGCACUCCUGCUUGCAAAUACAAUAAAAAGCAUUGCAGCAGCAGCAGCAGCAGCAGCAGCAACAGCAGAUGCUGCAGCACCUGCUCGCCCUCACCGCUGCAGCCCACCCACCUUUUUGUGCCUUAUAAGCCACCAAGUGCGGCACGCAGUGUACAUGCAGCCGCAGCCGCAGCCGCAGCAGCAGCAGCAGCAGCAGCAGCAGCAGUGGGAGGUGAAGAAAGAAGCAGCAGAUAGCUGCCUGCAAACCUUUAUUAAGCAAUUUUGUCUCCCCGAAGGAGACAAAAAAAAAUCGCUGGCUGCGCACUAUGCAGCAAAAGCCCUAACGCAGCAGCAAUCCCAAACAGCAGCAGCAGCAGAACCUAUGGCUGCUGCUGCUGCUGCUGCUGCGCCUGCAGCAGCGGACUCGGCAAGCGAGCUGUACGUACACCUGAUAAAAGGAGGCGCUGCAGCAGCAGCAGCAGAGCUUGACCUCCAUGAAGGAGACGUCUGCCUCGUUGCUGUUGCUGCAGACCCUCAGCUGUUGCUGCUGCUGCCCCCAGCCGUUGCACCGGCUGCGGCUGUUUAG
Eimeria acervulina is the source of this 1509-nucleotide messenger RNA. RefSeq lists its product as hypothetical. Lineage: Eukaryota; Apicomplexa; Conoidasida; Eucoccidiorida; Eimeriidae. The transcript has a single exon. The coding region runs from base 1 to 1509 and encodes 502 amino acids. The record is from RefSeq and is a predicted model, not a curated record.